GUCCGGAAGACCAAUGUAAAUAUUUUCGUGACGUUUCAUCUCCCGGAUCAUUAUUCACAUCCACCCAUUAAGAAGAAUAUCUGACCCAGCUCAUGACAAACACCGCUGUGUUUCCUGUUUGGUCCGUUUCUUUCUGACCUGACUGUGUUGCUGUGAUUUCGGCCCCUUCUCUUCGGGUUUCCAUCCACACUGCUGCUGCAGCUUCAGCUUGUUUCUUGUGUGUAACAUGCAGAAAAGAAGGAAGCCAGAGCCGAUCCAACUCAACCCCAUUCCCGAUGGAAACACUAUCAACGGCACCGGAGCCAUAGAAACAAACUUGGAGGCACUGCAGAAGAAACUGGAAGAGCUGGAGUUGGAUGAGCAGCAGCGGAAACGCCUGGAAGCCUUUCUGACGCAGAAGCAGAAGGUGGGAGAGCUGAAGGACGAUGACUUUGAGAAGAUCUGUGAGCUGGGCGCAGGCAACGGAGGAGUUGUGUUCAAGGUCUCCCACCGACCCUCCGGUCUGAUUAUGGCAAGGAAGUUGAUCCACCUGGAGAUCAAACCUGCCAUCAGGAACCAGAUCAUUAGGGAGCUGCAGGUGCUACAUGAGUGUAACUCCCCCUACAUUGUGGGCUUCUAUGGAGCUUUCUACAGUGAUGGAGAAAUCAGCAUCUGCAUGGAGCAUAUGGAUGGUGGCUCCCUGGACCAGUCGCUUAAGAAAGCAGGCAAGAUCCCAGAGCAGAUCCUUGGCAAAGUCAGCAUUGCUGUUAUUAAAGGGCUCUCCUACCUGAGGGAGAAACACAAGAUCAUGCACAGAGACGUCAAGCCUUCUAAUAUCCUAGUGAAUUCCCGCGGUGAGAUCAAGCUGUGUGACUUUGGAGUGAGCGGACAGCUCAUAGACUCCAUGGCCAACUCCUUUGUGGGCACACGCUCCUACAUGUCUCCGGAACGUUUACAGGGCACCCAUUACUCCGUUCAGUCGGACAUCUGGAGUAUGGGUCUGUCCCUGGUUGAAAUGGCUAUUGGACGUUUCCCGAUCCCACCACCUGACGCUAUGGAACUGGAACAGAUUUUUGGCUUUCCAGUGGAAGGGGAAGCAGCCGCCAGCGAGUCCUCCCCAAAGCCACGGCCUCCUGGGCGGCCCGGCAGCUCAUACGGACCAGACAGCAGGCCUCCGAUGGCUAUAUUCGAGCUACUUGAUUACAUAGUCAAUGAGCCUCCACCGAAGCUGCCUGGGAUAUUUAGCUCCGACUUCCAAGAUUUUGUGAAUAAAUGUUUGAUCAAGAAUCCUGCAGAAAGAGCAGACUUGAAACAGUUGAUGGUGCAUCCUUUUAUUAAACAGUCUGAGGCAGAGCAGGUUGACUUUGCCGGCUGGUUGUGCAGCACCAUCGGACUGAAUCAGCCUGUGACACCCACCCAUGGUACAGCAAUGUGAGACCUGUCUAUGUGCUCUCACCAACCACAUACACCAAGGUCCUCUAAUGCAGUGGUUCUCAAACUUUCUCCACAUCAAGGACCCCUAAACUGACAAACUAGACCACAGAUCCCCAUCUGAUAAGAUUAUUUGUUUUAGAGGAUUUAUUACAGAAAGUGUAUUAAACCCAUGACCAAAUUAGUCAUACAUUGUCAUUAUGUUACUUAUGGAUGGAAUUAAAAUGAAAGUAAAUUAUUGCCCUUUUGCUGGGGAGCCCCUGGAACCACCUCAAGGACCCCAGACCCUACUUUGAGAACCUCUGCUCUAAUGGCUGGAUUUGCAUUAUGGGUAAAAUGUAUCUGUUUAUACUAAGUAUUUAUUGGAUUAAAAAAAAAGGUUGUGCAAUCAAUAGUUGUAUAUUUAGUUUACAAACUACAAGCCAAGUGAAAUUAAUCGUGUAUUGAACAAUUAUUUGGUCUAUACUGGAGGUCUGCCUGAAAAGCCAUCUUUUUCUAAUGAUCAAAUUACUUACAUGAUAAAUGCUGCUCAACCUGUGUGCUGAUAUUUCUCUUUACCCCCUUGUCCUUACAGCUCCAGACUCAAAUCUUUGUUAGCUUAUGUGAAAUAGUAAGUCUUGUGAAUUAAAAUUUUUGAAUGACA
Messenger RNA from Thunnus maccoyii (southern bluefin tuna), 2053 nucleotides. It is a transcript of the gene map2k1, whose product is annotated as mitogen-activated protein kinase kinase 1. Gene Ontology annotation, biological process: protein phosphorylation. Gene Ontology annotation, molecular function: ATP binding; protein kinase activity. The coding region runs from base 227 to 1414 and encodes 395 amino acids. Lineage: Eukaryota; Metazoa; Chordata; Actinopteri; Scombriformes; Scombridae. The transcript is spliced from 11 exons. The record is from RefSeq and is a predicted model, not a curated record.